Molecule: messenger RNA, 1377 nt
Organism: Metarhizium brunneum ARSEF 3297
Lineage: Eukaryota; Fungi; Ascomycota; Sordariomycetes; Hypocreales; Clavicipitaceae
Product: Mevalonate kinase
Biological process (GO): isoprenoid biosynthetic process; ergosterol biosynthetic process; isopentenyl diphosphate biosynthetic process, mevalonate pathway
Cellular component (GO): cytosol; cytoplasm
Molecular function (GO): ATP binding; mevalonate kinase activity
Source: RefSeq, a predicted model, not a curated record
AUGGUCAUGGGGAGAAAAGAGUCUUCACCAUUGGCACCGACAUUCAUGGUCUCUGCACCGGGAAAAGUCAUAGUAUUCGGCGAGCACGCCGCCGUGUUUGGCAAGCCUGCCAUUGCCGCAGCCAUCUCCCUCAGAUCCUAUCUCCUCGUAACCACCCUCUCAAAGUCCCAACGCACCGUCAAGCUGAAUUUCAAAGACAUCGGUUUGAAUCAUACAUGGAAAAUAGACACCCUACCAUGGGGCGUUUUCCAUGAACCGGAGAAGAAAAAGUUUUAUUACUCUCUCGUCGACUCCCUCGACCCCGAAUUACUCGAAGCUGUUAUACCGCAUGCAGAGGCAGUAUCCAAGCAUCUUCCAGAAACGCAGCGAAAAAUUCAUGUACGAUCUGCGACCGCCUUCCUCUACCUUUUCCUUUCAUUAGGCUCCCCGCUAAGCCCUGGGUUUGUUUACACUCUGCGAUCCACCAUUCCAAUUGGUGCCGGUCUGGGUAGCAGCGCCAGUGUUUGCGUCUGCCUGAGUGCGGCGCUGCUCCUUCAAAUACGGAGCCUUGCAGGUCCGCAUCCUGACCAGCCUGCCGAAGAAGCCCAGGUACAGAUUGAGCGUAUCAGUCGUUGGGCAUUCGUGGGCGAGUUGUGCAUACAUGGAGACCCCAGUGGAGUGGACAAUGCGGUCUCUGCGGGUGGAAAGGCUGUGAUUUACAAAAGAAACUACUCCGGACCGCCAUCUGUCACUCCUCUCACCAAGUUCCCAAAACUACCGCUCCUCCUCGUUAACACUCAACAACCCCGAUCAACAGCUACACAGGUGGAUAAAGUAAGAGCAUUAAAAAACAAUCACCCGGUAGUGACACAGUCAAUUUUAGAUGGAAUUGGCCAUCUUACAACGUCUGCAUUGGAGCUCAUUUCAUCUGCUGAUUUAGAUAGCAGUGGACUGUCCGAUACUCUCGAACGCUUGGGAACUUUGAUCCGUAUAAACCACGGAUUCCUGGUUUCACUAGGGGUCUCUCACCCUCGUCUAGAGCGCAUCCGCGAGCUCGUGGAUUAUGCAGAUAUCGGCUGGACGAAACUUACCGGUGCUGGAGGUGGUGGAUGUGCUAUCACACUUUUCCGACCGGAUGCCAAAGAUGAAACAAUUAAAGGGCUAGAGACGAAGUUCACUGCCGAAGGAUUUCAGAAAUAUGAGACUAUCCUAGGCGCCGACGGAGUUGCGGUGCUUUGGCCCGCUGUAUUCAGAAACAACAUCGGUGGAGAGGGAGGUGAAGAGAUCGAUCAAGAAAUAUUUGAGAAUGUUGUUGGUGUUGAAGGUAUCGAGCAACUGGUUGGAGUAGGGGCGCGUGAGGAUCGGGAAGGAUGGAAAUUCUGGGCCCGAGCUGUUUAA